CCGGCCUCAGAGAGCGGUGGGCAGCUGCACCGCACCGCCAACGGCCGCGAGUGGCGAGCGGCGUAGGUCCAGCUCCCGCGGCGGCGCCGCUGGCUGCAGUCUUGAGGGUGUGCGGCCGGAGAGGUCCAGCCCACUCGGCGGAGGGGCCGGCCGCCCCGCCCCCUUCCCCACCUACCUCCCUGGCGCCCCCCUCCCGGGCUCGCGCUCCCGACGCUCAGCGAGGCUGCUUGGGAGCCCGGGGUUCUCGCGGAGGCGGCGGCAUCGCCCCCGCAUUCGGCCCCGCCCCCUCGCGCCCCGCCCCAUCCCCGCCCUCUCCACCGCCCUCUGCGGGAGCCCGGCAGCUGCAGCGGAGCCGCGGAGCGGGCGGCGGGGUAGGGGCAGUGCGCUGGGGGAGCGCGGGAUGUGAGGCUGGGCGGGCCGCAGCGCGCACGGACGGUCGGACGGGCGAGGGGCGGCGACCCCUCGCGGACGACCGGCCGCGCGCCGGGCAGAGGACUCGCUCUCUAGCUCGCCCUUGCGCGAACCCCGCGCCCUCCAGCGCGCCGGCGGGACCAUGAAGAAGUUCUCUCGAAUGCCCAAGUCGGAGGGCGGUGGCGGCGGCGGCGGAGCGGCGGGUGGCGCGGCCGGCGGGGUCGGGGCCGGCUCCAGCUCCGGUAGCUCGUCCGUGGGUGUCCGGGUGUUUUCGGUCGGCCGCUACCAGGUCACCCUGGAGGAGUCGCUGGCCGAAGGUGGAUUCUCCACGGUUUUUCUGGUGCGGACACAUGGUGGAAUCCGCCACGCAUUGAAGAGAAUGUAUGUCAAUAACAUGCCAGACCUCAACAUUUGUAAAAGGGAAAUUACAAUUAUGAAGGAGCUGUCUGGUCACAAAAAUAUUGUGAGUUACUUGGAUUGUGCUGUUAACUCAAUUAGUGAUAAUGUAUGGGAAGUGCUUAUCUUAAUGGAAUAUUGCCGGGCUGGGCAAGUAGUGAAUCAGAUGAAUAAGAAGCUGCAGACAGGUUUUACGGAAGCAGAAGUGUUACAGAUAUUCUGUGAUACCUGUGAAGCUGUUGCAAGAUUGCAUCAGUGUAAGACUCCAAUAAUUCACCGGGAUCUGAAGGUAGAAAAUAUUUUGUUGAAUGAUAGUGGAAACUAUGUACUUUGUGACUUUGGCAGUGCCACGAAUAAGUUUCUUAAUCCUCAAAAAGAUGGAGUUAAUCUAGUAGAAGAAGAAAUUAAAAAGUAUACAACUCUGUCAUACAGAGCCCCUGAAAUGAUCAACCUUUAUGGAGGGAAACCCAUCACCACCAAGGCUGAUAUCUGGGCCCUGGGAUGUUUACUGUAUAAACUUUGUUUCUUCACUCUUCCUUUUGGUGAGAGUCAGGUUGCUAUCUGUGAUGGCAGCUUCACCGUCCCAGACAAUUCUCGUUACUCCCAUAACAUACAUUGCUUAAUAAGGUUCAUGCUUGAACCAGAUCCAGAACAUAGACCUGACAUAUUUCAAGUGUCCUAUUUUGCAUUUAAAUUUGCCAAAAAGGAUUGUCCAGUCUCCAACAUCAAUAAUUCUUCUAUUCCUUCAGCUCUUCCUGAACCGAUGACUGCUAGUGAAGCAGCUUCUAGGAAAAGCCAAAUAAAAGCCAGAAUAACAGAUACCAUUGGACCAACAGAAACCUCAAUUGCACCAAGACAAAGACCAAAGGCCAACUCUACUACUGCCACUCCCAGUGUGCUGACCAUUCAGAGUUCAGCAACACCUGUUAAAGUCCCUGUUCCUGGUGAAUUCGGUAGCCACAGACCAAAAGGAGCACCGAGACCUGGAAAUGGCCCCGAGAUUGUAUUGGGUCAGGGUCCCCCUCAGCAGCCUCCACAACAGCAUAGAGUACUUCAGCAGCUACAACAGGGAGAUUGGAGAUUGCAGCAACUGCAUUUACAGCAUCGCCAUCCUCACCAGCAGCAGCAGCAGCAGCAGCAGCAGCAGCAGCAGCAGCAGUUACUUCAGGAUGCCUUCAUGCAGCAGUAUCAACAUGCAAUGCAGCAGCAACAGAUCCUUCAGCAACAGUUUUUAAUGCAUUCAGUGUAUCAGCCGCAACCUUCUGCAUCACAGUAUCCUGCAAUGAUGCAGCAGUACCAGCAGGCUUUCUUGCAGCAACAAAUGCUAGCUCAGCAUCAGCAGCCUCAGCAACAGGCGUCUCCUGAGUAUCUUACCUCCCCUCAAGAGUUCUCACCGGCCUUAGUUUCCUACACUUCAUCACUUCCAGCUCAGGUUGGAACUAUAGCGGACUCCUCCUACAGUGCCAAUAGGUCAGUUGCUGGUAAAGAGGCAGUUGCAAAUGUUACAAGUCAGAAGAACAUCAGUAACCCACCUGAUAUGUCAGGGUGGAAUCCUUUUGGAGAGGAUAAUUUCUCCAAGUUAACAGAAGAGGAACUGUUGGACAGAGAAUUUGACCUUCUGAGAUCAAACAGGCUCGAGGAGAGAGCAUCCUCAGAUAAGAAUGUAGACCCACUUUCUGCUCCACAUAACCAUCCUCCAGAAGAUCCUUUUGGUUCUGUUCCUUUCAUUUCUCACCCAGGUUCUCCGGAAAAGAAAACUGAACAUUCAUCUACGAAUCAAGAAAAUAGUUCUGCAAACCCUAUCAAGAAUAGAAAAGCAAGUCCAGUAUCUAAAGACCACCGGACUGGAAAGAAAACCUCAGAGAAUUCACUGGUACAGGGUCAAGUGCAAAAGCGGAAUGAUGAGUCUGAAAGUGAUUUUGAGUCAGAUCCUCCUUCUCCCAAGAGCAGUGAAGAGGAGGAACAGGAGGAUGAGGAAGUUCUUCAGGGAGAGCAGGGAGAUUUUAACGACGAUGAUACUGAACCAGAAAACCUGGGCCACAGGCCUCUCCUCAUGGAUUCUGAAGACGAGGAAGAAGAGAAACAUAGCUCUGAUUCUGAUUAUGAGCAGGCCAAAGUGAAGUACAGUGACGUGAGCCCUGUCUACAGAGACAAAUCUGGCAGUGGAUCAGCACCAGGUCCCACCGACACACUUCUCACCCCAACCCGGUUACCCUCCGAUGUUGGAGUGGAGGCUCCCAAACUGGAAUUUGAUGUGUUCGGCGCUGUCCCCUUCUUCGCGGUGCGUCCUCAGCAGCCUCACCAAGGAGAGAAUGAAAAGAACUUCUGUCAGCAGACCCUGUGUCCUGCUGUGGCUCUAGAGCAGGAGGAAUUUGAUGUAUUCACAAAGGCACCCUUUAGCAAGAAGGUCAGUGUACAAGACUGCCAUGGAGUGGGUCCUGAGGCACAUGCUCUCCCUGGUGGCCCCAAAAGUGUAGAUAUAUUUGGCUCCACUCCAUUUCAGCCUUUUCCCACAUCAACAAGUAAAAGUGACAGCAGCGAGGACCUUUUUGGGCUUGUGCCCUUUGAGGAAAUAACUGGGAGUCAACAGCAGAAAGUCAAGCAGCGGAGCUUACAGAAACUGUCUUCUCGCCAAAGGCGCACCAAGCAGGAUCUGUCCAAAAGUAACGGGAAGCGGCAUCAUGGCACGCCAACCAGCACAAAGAAGACUGUGAAGCCUACCUACCGCACUCCAGAGAGGGCUCGCAGGCACAAAAAGGUGGGCCGCCGAGACUCUCAAAGCAGCAAUGAAUUUUUAACCAUCUCGGACUCCAAGGAGAACAUUAGUGUUGCACUGACCGACGGGAGAGACAGAGGGAACGGCCUGCAACCCGAGGAGAAUCUGUUGGACCCCUUUGGUGCCAAGCCCUUCCAUCCUCCAGAUCUGCCAUGGCACCCUCCACAUCAGGGCCUGAGUGACAUCCGUGCCGACCACAACCCCGUCCUGCCUGGGCGGCCACGACCGAGUUCUCUGCAUGGCUCAUUCCACAGUGCAGACGCGUUGAAAAUGGAUGAUUUUGGUGCCGUGCCCUUUACAGAACUUGUGGUGCAAAGCAUCGCUUCACAUCAGUCCCAACAGUCCCAGUCAGUUGAAUUAGACCCCUUUGGUGCUGCUCCAUUUCCUUCUAAACAGUAGAUACUUCCGACGGACUCUUGGCAUUAACUCCUGUUUCAAAAAAGUAUGAAUAGUUUUAUGAAUUUGAAAGAAAAUUUAUUUGUAUAGCUCUUUAUAUCAUUCAUUCUUACAGAUCAAUCAGAAUAGGUGAUUUUUAAAUAAACCAAAUAGUAAAAGGAAGCAUCUCCACAGGGUAAUGACUUCCCAUCUCUUCCACACAGGAGAAGGAGGAGCUCAACUGUUAGCUCUACCCCAGGUUUCGGCCACCAGACGUGACUGCACAGACAUCCAGGGGAAGAACAUGCCGCCUUUCCAGUUGUGGAGCCACUGAAAAGGGACUGGAAAGGGGUGGCAUUAUUUUUAUAACAGGAUGUCCCUUGUGUGUUCAUUUCCCAGGCUCAUGUCAGGAUCCAGCAUUUAAAACUAAGGUUAUUUGUACAUACAUAGGUUGCAUUUGUGGAUUUUUUUAAAGGUCUCUUCUGAUUUCCACACAGUAAAAACAAACUCUGGUUCUCCUCAAGAAUUGGAAAGUUAUUAUCUGGAGAGAGCAGAAAUUUCAGUCUUUACACCUUUCUCAAAGAGCAGAGCCAGAAGUAACUGUUGUGCCUAAAACUGUUUCCUUUUAAAAAAACAAGUGCCAUUAAUAAUGGAAUAUCUAUACAGAAGCCUAGAACACAAACUAAAGAGUAGUAGCUGACGUGUGGAAAAUGUAAAAGAAAACGAUACAGAAGAGAGAAAAAACCUACUUCAGGAACACUUGAUAAUUCUUUUUGAAUGGCUUCUUGUUCACAACUUUUACUGUCAUGUCCCUAAUAAAGCAGAUUGUUGGAAAAAUGGGGAGUGAGGACAAGGGUUGUAGUGAAAUUUUACUUGAGGAAAAAAUUAUGUAGCUGAAACCCUGAGUUUUUAAGACGUUUACAGCGUAAAAAUCAUGUUGCAUUUAAUAAUGUACUUUAUUAAAUUACCACCUUCACCAAAUAGUCCCCAAGUCGUGAGCAACAAUUUUCUAGGUAGGUUGGGAGGGUGGAGUAGUUUUAAUGAAGUGCACGGAACAGUGAAACCCAUGAAGCCUUAUAGGCAGGACGCCCGCAUCCUGCUGUAAGUACCUCUGCACUAGUACACAAGAUCUUAAAGUGGCUAGACGGUAUUAGAUGAGGAGGAGCUAGCCUCUCAGUUCUGCUAGUUGAUGUGUCUCUGGUGAAAAGAACACAGCUACCAAAUUGCCUUUUUUUUUUUUCCCCCACCACAAAUCCUAAUUAGAAACUUGACAUUUUAUAGAAAUUGUUUAAGAAGAUAGAAAUUACUAUAUGAAUUACUGUGAAUACAGUAUCUGUGCUUCCUGUGUCUCCAGCUCUUUUAAGUUAUAAUGAACUGGCCUUCCCUAUCAACAUCUACAAGUUUCUAGAACUGUUAAAGCUAUUUACAAAAAGGAGUGGAAACUCUUAUUAACCGGCACUCUCCUUGAUUGCUGUAUUUUAAAUGAGCUUUCUUUGAACCCAAUUAAAUGAGUAAUCUUAUCUUAAUUCUAGUACCCCAAAUGGGAUGAGCUGUUUGUCUGUUUUCUCAGUUCUAAACUUGGAAGGAAGCAAAGUAUGUAUGUAACUAUAUUCAUUUUUUAUUCUUUUUUAAAUCAGAUAUAAAUUUGUGGACAAACAGGGAAGCAAUAUGUGAAUCUCCAUGUAGCAGAGGCAGACCAAGCAUUAUAUUACUGCUUAAGAGUUGUAUUUUUAGAGCCCCAACUGCACCAAUUACUUGUCCUUGUGCCAAAGGCAAAUAUUAUGUUUGCACCUUUUUUUUUUUCCCCCUGAUUCUCAGGUUGAUUAAUACUGCUAAUGCAAAUGCUCAAGUAGAUGUUUUUCAAAACUUUACAAAGUAGACUCAAGUGAUACUUUCUUUUAAAAGUGAAGAGUUGAUGAUUACACAUAGUAAAUUCAUGAACUACCGUAGGUUUGUAUCAAACAGAAGAAUUUUUUUAUGAAAAUUUGUUGGUUGAUGUGUACACAGUAUGCUUUGACUAUUUUAGUCUUUGGCCUUGGUCUCUGCUAGACCUCAUAAUGAGUUUCAUAAUUUAAAAGGGGGUAGUGGAUGAAUUAAUGUAGUCUCCUUGGGAUGUAACCAUGAAAUACUUCUGUCUGAUAUUGAGGCCUUGCUUACACUUGCUUUUCCAUACACUGAAUAAUUUUAAGUGAUCUGGACACUGAUGUAGACACUUUGGGCUUAUAAAAUUGGAUAAAUUCUAAGGAAACAAUUGUGACAUUGUUUAAAAUAUUUCCAUUCUUAUGUUUAUUAUAUCAGGGCCCAGUGACUUUCCUCUUUUGAGAUGACAGCUCAGAGGAAACAACAGGAUUCAAUAGGGGACCCGAUGGGAUAGAAAUGGGGAGAUUCCUUUGUGCCGAAGUAAAGGGAUUAGGGUUAUUUUCCGUUUUCCAUCACGUCCUCCCACUACCGUUAGGACAUAGGUCACUCCACAUAGUGAUGCCCAGGUAAUUCCCUUAUGAGAAUUCUGCGAAUGGAGCUCCCAAGGUAUGUCAAAGAGCCUAACACAUAUACCUGGGACACAGCAUUCAGUAAACGUCUGGGAUGGUCCAAUUCUUGUUUAAAAGAAGGAACGUUGAAAUUAUUUUCCUGUUAUUAAUCAGGUGUCCUCUGUGCUCCUUUUGUAUGUAAAAUAGUCAUAACUAAACCUGUAAUACUUGAACAUCAUUAAGGGAAGUAAAUUGUGAAGCUAGCAAAAAUCUGAGGCCAAAGUUACUUCUGUCCUAACAGCUUUAAUAAUGCUUGUUGAUUUUGAAUAAUCGUUUUAAAAGUGGACCAUUUGCUUAAUUAUUUUAAUAUGACUUCAGCACAAUGUUAGUGUUAAAAAAGAUCAGCUUUUAUGGCUUUAAAGAAUGUAUCUGCUGAGACACAUAAGUUGCUUGGUGUAUUAGGUGGAGGAGGAAAGGGAUGAAAAUUUAACUGACUACAAUAUUUAUUCAGAAGUAUCAAUUGGGAAAUUGUGUAAUUCUCCGACUAACCCACCCCAUCCCUGCGCGCGCGCGCGCGUGUGUGUGUGUGUGUAUGUGUGGGCACAGUAAGGACAUUAUUUGGAAUUGUAGAUAGACACACCUUCUGAUCCCACCCUGUUUAGUGUUUAGCAGUGAUAGAUUGUCGUCAUACUGCUGGCGGAAAAUAGUAAAGUGGAGCCCACUCUGCUGCGCAUCAGGCAGAGCAGUUUUCUUACUAUUCGGCCACUCUGCUUCGUUUAUUUUAGGUUUGGGUACUUCAUUUAAGCAUUGCUAGAAGGUACACAGGUAUUAAUAUCACUAGUUCUGAGGAGUUUGGGUACAUUUGUCUUAAUACGUGUAGAAUAUACAGUACACUUUUUCUUCCUUUUAGCAAAAUUCCUCAUCAUUUUUAGGUCUCAUACUGAACUGACAUAUCUACUGUGAGAAUAACAAAUGUUUGAAAACUUUUAUACAUGGAGGUGUUUAUAUAUUGAGAAAAAUAUAUACACACGCAUGCAUGCACAUGUCACAUCUCUCUGCUGUGGAGUUAAUGUGAAUUUCUCAUUUUAAAUGGAAUUGCAACCACAAUCAUUAAUACAAGAACAUUCACUCCUAGGGAGGUGUUUUACAAAAGCCACUAAACGAAGGAGGUAGGCAGAUGAAAAUGCAAAGGGUCAUCAUUUGGGUUUUUUUUUUGUUUUUUUUUUAAUUUAAAAAUCUAUUGUGCUACUUUUGAAAGAAUUGUUUUUAUUACUACGCUCUUUUUGUGAUGGAAAGGUCAUCUAAUAGUAAGUGUUAUAGUAAUAGUAAGCUACUUUUUAAAUUGCUGGCAAACAGCUUUAAGUGCACUUUCUUUGAUUACACUUCCAUUUUUUGUUAAACUUGAAUUUUCUGAAGCCUUUGAUGUACCACUAAGCAAAUAACUUUAACUUUUAAUAAACCUGAUUUAUGUGUUUAUUAUAUUUCUAAUUGUUACCAAACAUACUUUCUAACGUAACUUCAAUCCUCAGAUAUAGCUGGGAAACUGAGAUAGAAUCAGUUGCUUUUUUUUUUUCUUUUCUACAUCUAAUUAAGCACUAACUGAUUUUACUGCUUUGUUGCCUUUACAUUGCUUAUUCUUAUUGACUGAAUUCUGUCCCUCAUUCACUUUGUUUUGUUUGAAAUUUAAAAUUAUUUUCUUACUGUAUUUAUCAUACCUAUUGUUUUAAUAAUCUGCUUUCUUUAAAUGCAAUAAAUCCCAAAUGGAUUGCAUAUUCUU
This is a messenger RNA of Prionailurus viverrinus (fishing cat), 8203 nucleotides long. It is a transcript of the gene BMP2K, whose product is annotated as BMP2 inducible kinase. The record is from RefSeq and is a predicted model, not a curated record. Gene Ontology annotation, biological process: protein phosphorylation. The transcript is spliced from 16 exons. NCBI's taxonomy places the organism in Eukaryota, Metazoa, Chordata, Mammalia, Carnivora, Felidae. Gene Ontology annotation, molecular function: ATP binding; protein kinase activity. Bases 554 to 3982 code for a protein of 1142 amino acids.